UAAAUUUUUUUUUAAUAAUAAAAAAAAUGGAUUUUCAAAGUGCAAUGGAAACGUUUGCUGAAGCAUGGGUUGCAGCGAAUACUAAAACAAAUCUUAAUGAUGUUGCUAUACAGAAUGAAGCAUUGGCAUUGACUCGUACAACUUCACCAGCUGAACAAACUUCAACAACAGUACAGCAAACAUCUACAGCGAAGGUUGAACACGUUCAACAACAGUCUCCGCCCAUGUCUACCCUACACACCAAUGAGGAUAACACACCUGAACAACAACAACAACAACAACAACAACAACAACAAUAUAAACAGCAACAAUCAUCACGUAUACGCUCAACAAUUACAAAUUCUGAAACGGUGUUACCGAAUACGUUAACAGUGACUUUACGAACUAACAAUAAAACACAUGAAUUAAAUAAUAACAGUAGUGAGAAUUGUGAUGGUGAUUGUAAAAAAAAUCAAACUGAGGGGGGAACAGGUACAGGUACAGGUGGUGGGGAUGAUGACGAGGGAGAUCAACAAACUACUACGUCAACAUCACCGUUACCAGCAUUACCGACUUCGUCAUCGUCGAGUUCGUCUUCGUCGUCGACGUCGAUUUGUAAAAUUAAUACGAAUAAAGUCGCGAAAAAUUACGAAAAUGAUGAGGAGGAUUUAGAUCAUGAUCUAAGGAUCAAUGCCAGUAAUAAUAAUUGUUAUGAUUUGUCGAAGAAUGCAUGUGAACAAUUAGGUAAAUCGAUACCAGUUCACUGUGUGGUAGAAACAAUAUACUCAAUAGAUGAUACUAAUUAUAAUUUUACUACAAAUCCAAAUAAUUGGAGACGUCCAAUUGUUGAAGUCGAUAGCUAUGUCAUCAUUCCAGUCACAACGUACUUUCAUGAAUUAGUACAAGUGGCAUUAAAUCGUUUAGGUUAUUCACCAGAUAGUUCUUCGGCUGCUAAAGGGUCGAUUGUAAUAAAAAAUUGGAAAGCGUUGACAUUCGAUAAAAUAGCGGAUAAUCCAUUGAUGACAGUAGGUGAUAUUUUGGGUGAAUUAACGACAAUAGCAACGUUAAAAAUUCAAGUGUAUCGUUCACGACCCACAUAUGCAUCGGAUAUUAAAGAUAAAUUGCUACGAUUUUUUCUAAUACAAUCUAGAAAUAUGCUUUUAUCAACCGGAUGUCCUUUAGAUGAGUUAACACUAACCCAAUUAUGUCGUGGUGCUAAUAACACUGGUGCAAAUAAUCAAUAUGAAUUAUCAGAUGAUGAUCGGCGUAAAUUUGAUCAAUGGUGGACUUCACAAUUAUCACCAACUACAAUACAAAGAGCUGUUGUUGCAGCUGCUGUAGCGCAUGCGCAACAACAACAGUCAAUAACAAACAAAACUCAACAUAAUAGUUCCAAUAGCUCUGUAACGGCAGCUGCAAUAGUCAAUGCAGCCUUAUCACAACAAUAUAGCUCAACAAAUGAAGCUCAUAGCUUCAAUGAUACUGAAAAUAAUCUGUUAUACUCGAAUUUAGCAUCCUAUAAUGCUCGAAUUUUACUCGAAUGUCAAUCGAAUCAACAGUCAACGAAAACAACAACAUCGACAAUUACAACGACGGCUACAACAACCACAACCACGGCUACAUCCACCACAAAUAAUGUUGCAGCGGCUGUACUUAAUGCAGCCGCUGCGGCUGCAAUCGUAGAACAUUCCGGACAUCAUCAUCCGACACAUACUCAUAUGCAUCCCGCAUUACAGACAGUACAAAAUCAGUAUCCAAAUCAAAAGACACGUAUGCGGACAAGUUUUGAUCCAGAACUCGAAUUACCAAAGUUACAAAGUUGGUUUUCCGAGAAUCAACAUCCAAGUCGACAGCAAAUCCAACAUUACGUCAAAGAGUUGAAUAAUUUAGAAUCUCGGCGAGGACGAAAACCGCUGGAUAUAAAUAAUGUAGUAUAUUGGUUUAAGAAUGCUCGAGCUGCCCAAAAACGAGCGGAGAAUCGUACGAUUCCCGCGGUAGCAAAUCAUUUAUCGAUGGGAAUGGUCAAUGGAUAUAAUAAUCAUAGUUCAGCCAUGGAGAAUGAUCAUACGAUUGUAAAUCGUUCGUCUUCGUCUUCACUUGCUCCAAGUCCUUCGGGUGGUGUUUCAAUUAAAUCAAGUUUAAUGCAUGCGCUAAACGCGGCUGCGGAUAAUUACAUGCAUCAUCAGCGCCGUCACGAGGAUAUACAGCAUCAUCCACAAAUGAUGUUGUUCAAACAUUCGAAUCCAGCGAGCGAUUUAAAUCAAGUCCAUAAUUUAAGUAUGUCUGAAGAAUUAUCGAAUGCGGAAUCAGAUGACGUGAUUGAUGAUGACGUAAUUGAUAAUACGGAUCCUGAGAAUGAACAUUGUCCAAUAUUAAGUCCAAUUGGUCCAUUAUCGUUAACCACAAAUAAGAAGCAUCAUUUUGAUAAUCCGGAAAGUGAUCGAGAAUGCCGUACACCAAGAUCACCUGCCGAAAUGAAUUAUCAAAAAAUCCAUCAUUCCUCACCAAAAAACGAAAAUACUAAACGGAAUAACUUAAAUAGUGAUAAUACCAACAUGGACACAUCUGACAAUGAGGACCAUGUCGAUUACGAUAAUGAUGAGGAUGAUAACGUAAAUGAUGAUAAUAAUAAUAGUGAUAAUGUGAAUAAUAGUGAUAAUAUAAAUGUAAAUAAUUUAUCAUCUCGUACAACAAAAUCAUCACUAUUACGUAAUUAUCAGCAUCAUUAUCAUCAACGUAACGGAUCAACGCCACCAUUAUCCACGGAUAAUUUGGGUGAAGAUCGUACAACGUUAGAUCGUUUAGCAACCAAUUUCCCAUUAGUACCAAAUUCGAUGUUUAGUCAUAGUAUCAUGUACAUGAGUCAUUAUAUACCUGGCUUAGCUCAACACGGUUUACAUCAUCAUCCGCAUCAUGCAGCCGCUGCAGCUGCGGCUGCCGCUUCAUCGUCCUCCUCAUCUGUUUCGGUUUCCGUAUCAGAUGAACGCCGGAAACGGAAUCGUACAUUUAUCGAUCCUGUUACUGAAGUACCACGAUUAGAACAAUGGUUCUCGUUAAGUACACAUCCGUCACAUAAUUUAAUUUUAAAGUAUACAGAGGAGUUAAAUCGUAUGCCAUAUAGACAAAAAUUCCCACGAUUAGAACCGAAAAAUGUACAAUUUUGGUUUAAGAAUCGACGUGCUAAAUGUAAACGAUUAAAAAUCGCGUUGUAUGAUACAAAUGUACAUUCACAGUAUAAUAAUUCUCAAUGUAAACAGGAUUAG
Molecule: messenger RNA, 3242 nt
Organism: Chrysoperla carnea
Lineage: Eukaryota; Metazoa; Arthropoda; Insecta; Neuroptera; Chrysopidae
Gene: dve
Product: probable serine/threonine-protein kinase DDB_G0282963
Exons: 9
Coding region: 27-3242 (1071 amino acids)
Biological process (GO): chromatin remodeling; regulation of transcription by RNA polymerase II
Molecular function (GO): RNA polymerase II cis-regulatory region sequence-specific DNA binding; DNA-binding transcription factor activity, RNA polymerase II-specific
Source: RefSeq, a predicted model, not a curated record